AUGAAGAAGAGCAAGAAGAUUUUCAUCAAGAAGAACAGCAAGCCCGGCAAGAGUGGUGGCCCAGUCAUCAAGAAGAAGCCCGGUGCCGGGCCCACGACAUUGAAGGAUGCCGUCGAGGGCAUCAAGAAGUCGUCCAUGGACAAGGACAACAUGUGGGACGACCAGUCGGCCGAAGAGGACAACGGUGCGGGCUCAUCCACGGACUCGAAGAGAGACAAAGGGAAAGCGGAAAAAUUCACGAAGAUGAGGUUGGCAGGGAGUUUACCACCAUAUGUGGUUGACUUGUAUGAUAAUGCUGCCAACCAGAAAGAAUCCCCUCGCCAAUUCCGCACGGAGAUUAUCAACACCUUGUUCAAGAGGAACCCCAAGACCGGGCGGUACAGCUUGAUUGACGACCAGCCGUUAUUCACCGAGGCGAAACGAGUUUGGGAGAAAAAGUUCGGCACCGAUGGCAAGGAGAGCUACACCAAGCUCGUCAUGCGAGGACUUUUCUUCGGAAACUCGGAGUCAGCUAUGAAUGCAGCAAUUGAGGCUGGAGAGGUCACCGAGUUCAAGUCCAAGGACGGAACGUGUUUCUACUCAUUCCGCAAAAUGACAGCUGGUGUUGAAACCGGACAAGAGAGCAGCCUGGGCUACACGAAGCAGGCCAAGGGCACCCAGCAGCAAGCGGACAUGCUGGAGGCAAUGUUCGACAAGCUCGAUUGGAGCAUGCCCUACAAGGGUACCGAUGCCCUGGUGGUUGAGCCUGGCAAGAAGCUGCCGAAGCCCAUGGCGGCCUUCUUGGAGAAGGCGGUGGCCACACAGAUCCGCUUGGGUGGCGAGACCAUGAG
This is a messenger RNA of Symbiodinium sp. CCMP2592, 830 nucleotides long. Lineage: Eukaryota; Dinophyceae; Suessiales; Symbiodiniaceae. The record is from the annotation of a GenBank genome assembly.